UCCGCCAUCUUGCCGUUCCCUCCCUCAGUGUGGCAGGAUUGAAUGAGCGCGCGGCUUGCUCGUCCCGCGAAGCGAGCGCCAUGUCGGGCACCCCGAGCCGCGCCGCCGCUGGCGGGACCCCGCUCUCCCCCGCCCGCAUCUCCCGGCUGCAAGAGAAGGAGGAGCUGCGGCAGCUCAAUGACCGCCUUGCCGUCUACAUCGAUCGGGUGCGGGCGCUGGAGCUGGAGAACGACCGGUUACUGCUGAAGAUUUCCGAGAAGGAGGAGGUCACCACCCGGGAGGUGAGUGGAGUCAAGACCCUCUAUGAAUCUGAACUGGCUGAUGCCCGAAGAGUUCUGGAUGAGACGGCAAGAGAGAGGGCAAAACUGCAGAUUGAAAUAGGAAAGCUAAGAGCAGAACUUGAUGAGGUCAAUAAGAACUACAAAAAGAAAGAUGCAGAUUUGUCUGUGGCUCAAAGUCGCAUUAAGGAUCUUGAAGCCCUGUUCCAUAGAAGUGAAGCAGAACUCAGUACUGCUCUUAAUGAGAAGCGCAGUUUGGAAGCAGAGGUUGCUGACCUGCGGGCCCAGCUUGCUAAGGCAGAAGAUGGUCAUGCUGUGGCUAAGAAGCAAUUGGAAAAGGAGACAUUGAUGCGGGUGGACUUGGAGAAUCGCUGCCAGAGCUUACAAGAGGACCUGGAUUUCCGGAAGAACAUAUUUGAGGAGGAAGUAAGAGAGACAAGGAAACGGCAUGAGCACCGUUUAGUUGAGAUAGACAGCAGUCACCAGCAGGAGUAUGAAUCCAAAAUGGCCCAGGCCCUGCAGGAUCUGCGCAAUCAACAUGAUGAACAGGUCAAACUGUACAAAAUGGAGCUGGAACAGACCUAUCAGGCCAAGUUGGAGAAUGCCAAACUGUCCUCUGACCAAAAUGACAAAGCUGCCAGUGCUGCCCGAGAGGAGCUGAAGGAAGCUCGCAUGAGGAUAGAGUCUCUCAGCUACCAGCUUUCUGGCUUGCAAAAACAGGCUAGUGUCGCAGAAGAUCGCAUUCGGGAACUGGAGGACAUGAUGGCUGGUGAGCAGGACAAGUUCAGGAAGAUGCUAGAUGCCAAGGAAAGGGAAAUGAUGGAAAUGAGGGACCAGAUGCAGCAGCAGCUUGCAGAAUACCAGGAACUGCUUGAUGUCAAAUUAGCACUGGACAUGGAGAUCAGUGCCUACCGAAAACUUCUGGAGAGUGAGGAAAAGAGAUUGAAGCUGUCUCCAAGCCCGUCCUCCCGUGUUACAGUCUCCAAGGCUACCUCCAGCAGCAGUAGCACCAGCACUUCGGUUGUUCGCUCUUCUCGGGGCAAGAGAAAACGGGUUGAAGCAGAGGAGCUUUCAGGCAGUGGUACAAGUGGAAUUGGCACUGGGAGUAGUAGUGGUAGCACCAGCGGUAGCAGCAGUAGUUUCCAAAUGUCCCAGCAAGCCUCAGCCACAGGAGGCAUCAGCAUAGAAGAGAUAGACCUGGAGGGAAAAUAUGUUCAACUUAAGAACAACUCUGAGAAGGACCAGUCUCUGGGUAACUGGAGACUGAAGAGACAAAUUGGAGAUGCGGAAGAAAUUGCUUAUAAAUUUACUCCAAAGUAUGUCCUCAGGGCUGGGCAAACUGUUACAAUCUGGGCUGCAGAUGCAGGUGUGACUCAUAGCCCCCCUUCUGUCCUUGUGUGGAAGAAUCAGAGCAGCUGGGGCACUGGAGGAGACAUCCGCACAUAUCUGGUGAACUCUGAUGGAGAGGAAGUUGCAGUAAGAAGCAUCACAAAAUCAGUUGUGGUGCGGGAGAAUGAGGAGGAGGAUGAAGCAGAGUUUGGAGAAGAGGAUCUCUUUCACCAGCAGGGGGAUCCCAGGACAACGUCUAGAGGAUGUUCAGUGAUGUGAAAAAACAUUAUUAUUUGCUACUUUUUUUCCUUUCUUUCCUUUUAUUUUUGCGAUUUUUUUCCUCCAGAGCCACUGAAAACUAUUUUUAUAUGUAUCAUCUGAUUUCUUUAAAAGUUUACUCCUUGUUACAUUUUUAUAGAAAAAAAAUUAAUCAAGCAAAACUGCCAGGAUUUUUAAAUAGAUUUCUUUAUCCUCCCCCCCCGCCUACUAUUGGAAUAUUGGAUUAUUUCCCCACCAUUAAAACUUUUGUCUUGUAUAUAAACCUGCAGUAGAAUGAAUUUUAAGCUAAAAUGGGACUGGACUCCUUGAGAGUAGGGUAAAUAUUAGGGCUGUUGAUUAAUCGCAGUUAACUCAUGCGAUCAACUCAAAAAAAUUAAUCGCGAUUAA
Messenger RNA from Mauremys mutica (yellowpond turtle), 2273 nucleotides. RefSeq names its product lamin B2 (gene LMNB2). The record is from RefSeq and is a predicted model, not a curated record. Lineage: Eukaryota; Metazoa; Chordata; Testudines; Geoemydidae. The transcript has 12 exons. Bases 81 to 1886 code for a protein of 601 amino acids.